Lodderomyces theae is the source of this 291-nucleotide messenger RNA. RefSeq lists its product as uncharacterized. The record is from RefSeq and is a predicted model, not a curated record. Gene Ontology annotation, biological process: post-chaperonin tubulin folding pathway; tubulin complex assembly. NCBI's taxonomy places the organism in Eukaryota, Fungi, Ascomycota, Pichiomycetes, Serinales, Debaryomycetaceae. The coding region runs from base 1 to 291 and encodes 96 amino acids. The transcript has a single exon. Gene Ontology annotation, molecular function: beta-tubulin binding. Gene Ontology annotation, cellular component: cytosol; microtubule cytoskeleton.
AUGGCCCCAUCACAACUACAAAUCAAAGUGAGUGCUUUGAAAAGACUCAUCAAGGAAAAGGACAUGUACCAACGAGAAGUUUCUGAACAAGAGCAAUACGUGAAUCAAUUGAAGGCAAACAAUGGCGACGAGUACGAAUUGAAGAAACAGGUUGAAGUUCUUGAUGAAAGCAAACGCAUGGUCCCACAAGUUUCCAAAAAGAUUGAAGAGUUGAAAAAGUCGUUACUGGAGUACUUGGAAAACUACACAGGAGAUGAAGAUGUGACUGAAGCUAAGGAUUUGCUCAAUUAA